CCACCGUGCCUUUUGCGCACCACGCCCCGCCUUCUCGCAUCCCGCGGCGCUCGUGAUGCAGGACCAUGAUUCUCGGAACGCAAAAGUCCCAGAAUAUCCUUGCACGGAGUGGGAGGCGGAUGCCAACGCCGACGUGUAGCGCUGCGCCAAUUCGAGCGCGACUGCGGCAGUGAUGGGAUGGGAUGGGAUGGGAUGGAAUGUGAUGCGAUGCGAGGUGAUGGAUCCGCAAUCGGAGUGUGUCGCGACAUUGCUAGCCCGCGCAGACGCCCCUCCCUGCCAUCCUCGCCGCUUGCAUCUCCAACGCCCGCACCCCCCCACCACCCGCCUGUGCGCCGUCGACCUGCGCUGCAUGUUCAACAGCGUGCACGAGCCGUCUGAAUGGCGAGCACAAUCUACGGGACGUGUGCGCUGCGCGCCCCCCAUCGUCAUCUCCCCCAAGCCGGGCUUGCGCAACGGCACUCGAGCCAGUCCGCCGGUCGAUGCGGUUCGAGCGGUCUCGCCCGCGGGCGGCGCGAGGUGCCGUCGACGACAUUGCUCCAUACAUAUAUAGACACAUGCUGAGAUGCCGCCAUUUGCUCCCCCUGAUGCAAUGCUCGUGUCUUUAACGGUUCCAUCCACUCACAUCCACCGUCAGCUCGCACGUCAAGCACCUCGUCCCGAUCUUGUCGCGCCCCCUCAGCACCAACACGCAGUCUUGAGAGCUGGGGCACCUCCACGCAACCGACCCGCUCCCUCCUGCCUCCCGCACGGUAAUCUUCUCCAAGACGUCUCACACAAU
Molecule: messenger RNA, 778 nt
Organism: Ceraceosorus bombacis
Lineage: Eukaryota; Fungi; Basidiomycota; Exobasidiomycetes; Ceraceosorales; Ceraceosoraceae
Source: the annotation of a GenBank genome assembly